This is a messenger RNA of Penaeus vannamei (Pacific white shrimp), 1756 nucleotides long. The record is from RefSeq and is a predicted model, not a curated record. NCBI's taxonomy places the organism in Eukaryota, Metazoa, Arthropoda, Malacostraca, Decapoda, Penaeidae.
CCGCGGAACGUGUUCGUGGGACUGAAGAAGACUCGUCAGCUUCUAUGUGAAAUAUUUAACAAAAUGACAAAAAGUUCUAAAGCAAAGAAAGCCCAAAAGGCUGAUUUUGCCAAGAAGAAAAUUAAGGUUGGGAAGAAGUUGAAGAAGGCGCAGAAUGAGACACGGACAGAUUUUAAGGCACGGAAAAUCAUCCUGAAGGAGCAGCUGGUUGAAAAGUCAGACACCACACUGGUUACUAAGAAGCAUCAUAGUGUGAAGGAACUGAUGACAAGAUUAGAGCACCAUAAUGCACAUGUACGGAAAGAAGGAGUGAAAGGAAUAAUGGAGCUGGUAACACACCAUGAUGCUUCGGAACUCAUUCCCUAUUUAUCAAAGUUAGUCUUAGCCAUUUCACCAAUGACGCUUGACACUGACUCUCCUAUCCGUGGCACUGCUGUCAACUGUAUACAAGCACUGAUGACAAAGUUGGGUCCAAAUAUGCAACCAUAUUUUAGCAUUCUGUCAACAUAUUUGUCCUGUGCUAUGGCCCACCUUAAUGUUGGAGUCCAGUCAGACUCUUUGAAGCUGAUGAAUGUCCUUGUUGUACACACUCCAUCACUUAUCGCAAGACAUGCUAAUACUCUCCUGAAGAAUUUUAUUAAUCUCAUCUCAAGGAAGGCAUCUGGAAGCAUUUCAAAGAUCAACAGUAUAGCAGGCACUGACCGGGUUUUACAUGUAGACCCAAACAGUGCAUUGACAGGGCACAAGUUCCGCUUGAAAUUACUUAGUGAACUCAGUGCCUUUCUUGAGGCACUAGUCAAGGAGCAGAAACGUGUGGAAUCUCAGAUCCCACAAUCAAUGUGGCAGACUGUAUUGGUUGGUAGUGUGCCUCCCUUGUUGUGUGUUGAAUCUGUCCAAGGUGAGGCAGAUGGAUUUUGGCUCUUCAGUGAUCCCAACCAACUGAACAACUUCAGUAAUACUAUUGUUCCCCUACUAUUUGAUGUGUGGGCUGAAGUUGAUCCACAAGCCUCAGGUUGUACUGCUGUUAACAGUGAAACAAUUGAAACCCUUGAGUGUAUCAUGAAUAUAGUUAAACAUAUGUGGGACGUUACUCAGAUAUGCACUCAGGAGAACCCAAAGAAUUCAAAGUGGGUGCUAACAGAAUUCCAGCCAAAGUUCUCAUCCCGACUCAUGAGUGGGUUUCCAUACUUGUGCAAGGAGACACCCAAGACCAAGAAAAGUAAAAAACGAAAGUCUGGUGGCAAUGAUGGUCCCACUGAUGCAGCUGAUGAUGGUGAUGAAAACGUGAAGCACUGUGACAGCCUUAAUAUUUCCCUCUGUGAAUUUGCAAUGCAACUGUGUACUUCUAAUAUUAAACAAAGAGUCAUCAACUACCUCACUGCAUUACUGAGUGACAGCAAUCGAGAUGGGGAUUACAAACUUGAAAGUAUUGUGAAAAUGAUCUUAAGUCUUCUGCAAACUGCAACCAAGUCAGAGGUACAGAGACUUAUAACUGCCAGCCAGAUGUGCUAUGCUCGCUUGCAUCCCUUGAAGAAGGAUCGGGGAAUUCUGUUGCAGAUUCUCCUUGUUGCAACAGAUCAUGACCACACUUACCUGUGGAGAUUUUCCAGCAUAAGUCUGUGGGUAGAACAGAUAGUAAAAGAUCUAGAAAAUGGAGAAGUAACAGAGCAGGUCUUGCAAGUGGCUCUCAUUCUCCGUCUUCGAGGGAACACCAGGAUCAGGAAUAUGCUUUACACAAGAAGAAAUGCUAUCAGAG